This is a messenger RNA of Umbelopsis ramanniana AG, 2235 nucleotides long. RefSeq lists its product as uncharacterized. Bases 1 to 2235 code for a protein of 744 amino acids. Gene Ontology annotation, biological process: transmembrane transport. Gene Ontology annotation, molecular function: oligopeptide transmembrane transporter activity. The transcript has 19 exons. NCBI's taxonomy places the organism in Eukaryota, Fungi, Mucoromycota, Umbelopsidomycetes, Umbelopsidales, Umbelopsidaceae. The record is from RefSeq and is a predicted model, not a curated record.
AUGAGUUCAGAUACUGAAAAGCAUGUUGACCAUGUAAUAGAUGAGAAACAGGGUAACGCAGAUCCGUUCGAGAAAGACGAAAUUGUCAAAGAGGAUGUGCUCGAAUACGACUCCAUUGAUUACGAAAAUGACCCAGAGUACAAAGACAUCCCUAUGGUGGUUCGAGAACUUGUAACAUUUGAAGAUGAUCCUGAAACACCAAGCUUGACAUUUAGAUACUUUUUAUUGAGCAUCAUUUUCGUUGGCCUUGGAGCAUUUGUAUCUCAAUUAUCUUGGUUUCGUACCACUUAUGCCCCAUAUUCCGUCUUUUUUGUGCAAAUCGUAACGCAUUGGGCAGGAAAAUGGCUGGCCAGGGUCCUGCCAAACAAAGUGGUCAAUCUGUAUUUAUUCAGCUUUAAUUUGAAUCCUGGUCCAUUCUCAAGAAAGGAGCAUGUCUUGAUCACGUUGAGUGCAAGUGCAGGUGCAACAUCCAAUCUCGGCGAAAUCAUUGUAUCUGUAAAAGAACUAUUCUAUGACGAAUAUAUGCACCCGGUGGCGGCAAUUGCUUUCAUGUGGGCUACCAUUUGGACCGGAUACUCUUAUGCUGCUCUAGCUAGAUCUUUCCUCAUUUACGAUCCCACCUUUGUUUGGCCUCAGGCUUUGAUGCAAACCACUCUGUUCAAUACUUUAAGAUCAGAAUCUGAUGACAACGAUUCCACUGCACGCAAACAGAUGAAGGUCUUUUGGUUAUGCUUGGUUGGAAUCUUCUUCUGGCAAUUCUUGCCCGAAUAUGCUUUCCCUCUGACCUCUAGCUUAGCAGUACUUUGCUGGUUUGGUGGACAUAAUGAAGUUGUUGCGUUUGUCGGGUCUGGCCUCGGAGGCAUGGGUGUUUUGAACUUCACUUUGGAUUGGAGCAAUAUUACAUCGUCAAUUAUGCUUUCUCCUUGGUGGACACAAGUAAUUCAGUUUGUUGCCUUUGUCCUUAGUGUGUGGGUACUUGUCCCAAUCGCCAAAUUCAAGGGACUUUGGGGAAGUGAUCAGAUUCCCCUCAUGUCCAACAGGCUCUACUUGGCAAAUGGUACAGCAUAUCCUUUCACCAAAUUGAUUACAGCCGAUGCGCAGUUCAAUGAAACUGCGUAUGAGGAAUACAACAUGUGGACAAUCUUCUUCGGAUACGCAUCCUACCUAUCUGCUUUCGUAUCCAUCGCAUUGUUUGCUGGUCCAAAAUUAGUGUUGGUUGCGAAGACAUUGAUUAAGCAGGGAAAGAGAGAAAAUACUGACAAGUUAAACAAAUUGAUGGAGCCUUACAAGGACGUGCCUUUAUGGUGGUACCUUGUCCUAUUUCUUAUCUGCUUCAUCACAAACAUGGUACUCAUCUUUACGGAGCAGCUUUACAUUCCUUGGUGGUCUUUCAUUGUUGCAUUGGUAAUCGGAGCAGCAUCUGUGGUGCCUAUGGGAUAUAUAUAUGCUAUUAGCAAUUAUCAAGUCGAUAUUGGAACAUUCAACGAGCUCAUUUAUGGUUACAUGCUUAAUGCAAACGGAAAUUCACGUCAUCCCAUCGGAUCCUUGGUUUACCGAGUUGUUGCUGGACAAUGCUGGUAUCGUGCGCAAACCAUCUUGCAGGAUAUGAAAAUCGGACACUACAAUCAUGUUGCCCCUCGCGAUGUCUUUUGGUCCCAGAUCAUUGGAAAUGUUAUUGGUGUGCCAAUCAAUUACGCAGUUAUCAGAUGGGUAAUUGAUACCAAGAGAGACUACCUGGACGGCACUAAGAAAGAUCCUCUUAACCAAUGGACAGGACAAAACCCCAUCUCUUAUAAUUCACAAGCUGUUCAAUAUGGUCUCGUGGGACCAUCAAGAUUGUUCGAAUUAUCUGCCUAUACUCCAUUACUGUAUGGAUUCCUACUAGGAGCCAUAGCCCCUGUGUUGUUGUGGCUGCUGCAUAAGAGAUUUCCCAAAGCUCGGUUUGACCUUUGGAAUACCACCAUUUUCUUUUCAAGCAUGGGUAACUUCUACGGAAACGUUUCAACCGGUCCCCUUAGCUCGAUUAUUGGAGGCUUCGUAUGCAACUUUUACUUUUUCCGGUAUAGACAUGCGCUGUGGAAGAAGUACAACUAUCUUUGUGGGGCAGCUUUGGACGCUGGUUUCAACCUUAACAUGCUGGCCAUUUUCAUCUUCUUUUCCGCUGCCAAAACGGUUGUAAUGCCACCGUGGUGGGGCAAUGACCCAGUUUCAGUCGAAAAAUGCUACGCACUAUGA